Messenger RNA from Myotis daubentonii (Daubenton's bat), 2094 nucleotides. RefSeq names its product apurinic/apyrimidinic endodeoxyribonuclease 2 (gene APEX2). Gene Ontology annotation, cellular component: nucleus. Gene Ontology annotation, molecular function: DNA-(apurinic or apyrimidinic site) endonuclease activity; phosphoric diester hydrolase activity; zinc ion binding. The record is from RefSeq and is a predicted model, not a curated record. Gene Ontology annotation, biological process: base-excision repair. NCBI's taxonomy places the organism in Eukaryota, Metazoa, Chordata, Mammalia, Chiroptera, Vespertilionidae.
CCGCUCUCUGGUCCCCGGGUUGGGUGACCGAAGGCCGGGCCAGGGGGACUUGGGGGAGUCCUGCCGCUCUCUGGUCCCCGGGUUGGGCGCCCGAAGGCCGGGCCAGGGGGACUUGGGGGAGUCCUGCCGCUCUCUGGUCCCCGGGUUGGGCGCGGGCUGGAAGAUUUUAGCGGUUUGGUGUCACAAUGCUGCGCGUGGUGAGCUGGAACAUUAAUGGGAUUCGGAGCCCUCUGCAAGCGGAGGAGCCCAACAGCUGUACCACCAUGGCCAUGGCGCGCGUUUUGGACAAGCUGGGUGCUGACAUCCUCUGUCUUCAGGAGACUAAAGUUACCAGGGAUGCACUGACAGAGCCCCUGGCUAUCAUUGAGGGCUAUAACUCCUAUUUCAGCUUCAGCCGCAACCGGAGUGGCUAUUCCGGUGUAGCCACCUUCUGUAAGGACGGCGCCACCCCAGUGGCUGCUGAAGAAGGCCUGAGUGGCCUCCUUGCCUCUCAGAAUGGGGACGUGGGUUGCUAUGGAAACACGGAUGAGUUCAGCCAAGAGGAGCUUCGGGCUCUGGAUAAUGAGGGCCGGGCCCUUCUUACUCAGCACAAGAUCCGCACCUGGGAUGGUAAGGAGAAGAUCUUGACCAUAAUCAACGUGUAUUGCCCCCAUGCUGACCCUGGGAGGCCUGAGCGGCUGACCUUUAAGAUGCGCUUCUAUCGCUUGCUGCAGAUCCGAGCAGAAGCCCUCCUGGCAGCUGGCAGCCAUGUGAUCAUUCUGGGUGACUUGAACACAGCGCACCGCCCCAUUGACCAUUGGGAUGCAGUCAACCUGGAAUGCUUUGAAGAGGACCCAGGACGCAAGUGGCUGGACGGCCUGCUCAGUAAGCUGGAUUGCCAGGGUGGGUCCCACGUAGGGGCUUUUAUUGAUACCUACCGCUGCUUCCAUCCAAAGCAGGAGAGGGCCUUUACCUGCUGGUCAACAAUCACUGGCGCCCGCCGCCUGAACUAUGGCUCCCGGAUUGACUAUGUGCUGGGAGACAGGACUCUGGUUAUAGACACCUUACAGGACUCCUUCCUGCUGCCUGAGGUGAUGGGCUCUGACCAUUGCCCCGUGGGUGCAGUCUUGAACGUGUCUUCUGUGCCAGCAAAACAAUGCCCUCCUCUUUGCACUCGCUUCCUCCCUGAGUUUUCAGGCACCCAGCUCAAGAUCCUUCAUUUCCUAGUCCAUCCCAAACAAGAGCCUGUGUCCAAGCAGUCAGUGCUGCAGCUCAGCAAUCAAACCCAGGGACAGAUGCGCCAAAACAAAGCCCAUGUGCGCUCGAUCAGGCCUCGGCCAAGUCGGGCUGGCUCCAGCAAAGGCCAAAAAAAACUGAUUAACUACUUCCAGCCAUCCUCCAGCCGUCUCCAAGCUUCUACCAAUUUGGAGCUUCCUAACCUGCAUGCCCUUGUGACUCCAAAGAUCCCAGAAGACAAGGUGAUGGGCAAAGGGGUAGAGGGGCAGGCCAAGGAUGCAGAGGCCAAGGAUGAGAAGGAGCUACGGACCUCAUUCUGGAAGUCUGUGCUGGGGGGUCCCUUGCCCAUGCCGCUCUGUGGGGGCCAUGGGGAGCCAUGUGUGAUGCGAACUGUGAAGAAGGCAGGACCCAACCAGGGCCGCCACUUCUACAUGUGUUCCAGGCCCCGGGGGCCUUCCACUGACCCCUCUUCUCGCUGUAACUUCUUCCUCUGGAGCAGGCCCAGCUGAGCCCACCCAGGCAAGGGAUAUCUGGCCUGGUCAGCCGUGUACAUGAACUGAGGCCAACACCUUCCUAAGCUGUCACCUCCUCCCUCAAGGCCUCCUUCCCCACCCCCUCCUCCUCCUUCACCUUCCUCAGGGAUCCUUCUGUUUCUUCUUUCUCUUCCUCCUCUAAGGCCUCUCUCCUCUCUCUUCCAGCCUUGCUCCUCAUUGGUGAGCUACUUGUGCCUUAAUUCUGCACCCCACUCCUCCGCCCCAAUUUCCACCUUCCUGUAAGAAGUACACAGGAACCAGUUGCUCCAGGAACUUUUAAGACCCUUUCCUUCCUUGCUAGGCAAUGUAUCUGCCUCAAUAAAGUCUGUGUCUUUGUUUUAGUGCA